AUGGACAACAGCCAAGGUACUCAGUACUUGGAGAGGCUACUGGGACGCUCACUGCGGAUUCACACGACAGACACUCGGAUGUUUGUCGGGCUGUUCAAGUGUACCGAUGCAGACCGGAACAUCAUCCUCGCCAAUUCCUUCGAAUAUCGCAUGCCGACCACAUCCGCCGUACAAGCCGCCGUAAACGAGAAGGAACAGGCCGAAGGAUCAGAAGCAAAGAGCGCAACUGUCAGGGUGAACAUGACGAGCCGGCUCAUAGGCCUCAUUGUGAUCCCAGGGCGUCAUAUCACGAAAAUCGAGCUGGAGUAA
This is a messenger RNA of Penicillium canescens, 309 nucleotides long. Its product is annotated as LSM domain-containing protein. Bases 1 to 309 code for a protein of 102 amino acids. The record is from RefSeq and is a predicted model, not a curated record. The transcript is spliced from 2 exons. Lineage: Eukaryota; Fungi; Ascomycota; Eurotiomycetes; Eurotiales; Aspergillaceae. Gene Ontology annotation, cellular component: NatC complex.